Ruditapes philippinarum (Manila clam) is the source of this 456-nucleotide messenger RNA. RefSeq lists its product as uncharacterized. Lineage: Eukaryota; Metazoa; Mollusca; Bivalvia; Venerida; Veneridae. The record is from RefSeq and is a predicted model, not a curated record. Bases 1 to 456 code for a protein of 151 amino acids. The transcript is spliced from 4 exons.
AUGGAAACUCUGAGUCCUUGGAAUUCCGAGUGCAGGCGACGGCAGCCUUCAUCAAUGAAGGAAGAACUUAUAUUUGCAAGUUACACUAUUGGAUAUUUUCAUACAGUUUCAAGCAUAUGGUGCCUUCUGCAAGCUAAUGAAGGAGGUCUUUCUCCGGGGUUCCACACAGAAAAGUACUCUAAGAAGUGUAUGAAUGAACGCAAGCGCCGAAUGGAACGCUCCAGUCUUCCUUCGUCCAAGCGUCGCAGACUCACAUUGAAACAAGAGAGGUGUAUAUGUAAAGGAGCAACCGAAGUGCUAGAAGGUGCCACAUAUCAGUCAGAAAUUGGUCUUCAGAAUGAUGUUGAUGUGGAAACGAUACCGGACGCUGUACCACGUGGUGAUUUUAAGCCCCUGAAAACUUCAAAACUCGAUGCCAACAUUUGUUGUAUUAGACUUGGAGACUACAGAUCUUAG